This is a messenger RNA of Oppia nitens, 2724 nucleotides long. RefSeq names its product xenotropic and polytropic retrovirus receptor 1 homolog. Gene Ontology annotation, biological process: cellular response to phosphate starvation; phosphate ion transport. Gene Ontology annotation, cellular component: cytoplasm; plasma membrane; Golgi apparatus. Gene Ontology annotation, molecular function: inositol hexakisphosphate binding. NCBI's taxonomy places the organism in Eukaryota, Metazoa, Arthropoda, Arachnida, Sarcoptiformes, Oppiidae. The record is from RefSeq and is a predicted model, not a curated record. The transcript is spliced from 9 exons. The coding region runs from base 144 to 2615 and encodes 823 amino acids.
ACUAAUUGAUCCCAAAAAAAAAACAAACAAAGUAUGUCUUGAAUUGUUUGGACCAAUUGAAUGAUCUAGUCAUCCAUCAGGCGGUUGGCUGUCUGUGUGUGUGUGAGGUWGUGGUCACCCGAUAGACAUCGGCGGCGACGAUCAUGAAGUUUGCUGAACACUUGUCGGCCCACAUAACACCCGAAUGGCGCAAACAGUACAUCACUUACGAGAAUAUGAAGGAUAUGCUAUACUCGGCAGUGGAUCAGUUGGCGGCCUCGGAUGCCGUACACGAGCUAAACAACGAUAGUAUAGUUAGCGGCGGUAUCCGUGCCAUCCAUGGCAUCGUCCACAACAACGACGACGACGACGACAACAACGAUGACGAUGAGGACAACAAUAGCGACGAUUUGGCAGCCAAUGAAAGUCUUAAGCAAUUUGAAGAACAAUUUUUCCUGUACUGCGAGCACGAGUUGGCCAAAAUUAAUACAUUUUUUGCCGAAAAACUGGCCGAAGCUAUCCGAAGGUUUACCGAUUUGAAGAACGAACUGAAUUCCAGCCAAAAUCUUAGACAAAACGGCAAACAAAAGUACGACAAUCGCUUGUUCGGCGGUCUGUUUGAUCGUCAGAUUAUGACCACCAAUCAGAAGGACACCGGCGGCGCUGGUGGUGGCGGUGGAGGCGAUGAUCGCAAAGUUAGCCGCAAACUACACGACCUGAAGCUAGCGUUGUCCGAGUUUUACUUAUCGCUAGUACUGCUCCAGAACUAUCAGAACCUGAAUUUUACGGGAUUUCGGAAAAUAUUGAAAAAACACGACAAACUAUUGAAUACAAAUUCGGGUCUCGAAUGGCGYCAAAAUAAUGUCGAAUCKUCGCAGUUCUACACCAACAAUGAAGUAUCGAAAUUGAUUGUCGAAACCGAAAACCUGUUUACCAGUCAUCUGGAAUCGGGUGACCGACAGAAGGCAAUGAAACGCCUACGGGUUCCGCCGCUGAACGCCCACCAAUCGGUUUGGACGACAUUCCGGGUCGGCUUGUUUUUGGGCGCAUUUGUCGUACUAUUGACUAAUGUCAUACUUGCCUCAAUGCUCGUCCAACUCGAUCACGAAUGGCCAGUAGUUGUCCGCUUGUUUCGCGGGCCACUGAUGAUCAUAAUGUUCUUAUUCAUGAUCGGUAUCAACGUUUACGGCUGGCGUACGGCUGGCGUCAAUCAUGUACUCAUAUUUGAAUUGGAUCCACGCGAUCAUCUAUCGGAACAACAUUUUUUCGAAAUUGCCUCCAUAUUUGCCGUAAUGUGGUCGCUGGCCGUCUUGUCGUAUUUGUUUUCGCCGAAUAUACUAUCGAUUAGUCCGAAUCUCUUUCCCUUGUGUCUCGUAUUUUUGAUGGUCCUAUUCAUGAUUAAUCCGACCCGAACUUUGAGACAUAGCGCCCGCUUUUGGCUAUUAAAAGUAUUGAUUCGUGUAGUCCGAGCACCGUUUGUUAAGGUAGAGUUUGCCGACUUUUGGCUGGCGGAUCAGCUCAACUCGAUUGUACCGAUACUACAAGAUUUUGAAUUUCUUGUCUGCUAUUAUCUGAACUACUAUUCCCGAUCGCGCAAUGAAUUUGAAACGACAUCCGAUUGUUGUAUAUCGAGUACGACAUACGAUCUAUUGAUUCGCACAUUUGUGGCCUGUCUUCCCGCUUGGUUUCGUUUUGCCCAAUGUUUGCGCCGUUAUAAAGACGAUCGACGCGGUCUGUUCCCGCAUGUGGUUAACGCUGGAAAAUAUUCGACAACUUUUUUUGUGGUCAUAUUUUCGACGCUCACCCGAAUGACAAUCAGUUUGUUUUUUUUGUUUAAUUUUGUUUUUUUGUGGAUCAGUUUAAYGAUGAUCUCUCUCUCUCUCUCUCUCUCUCUCUCUGCAGAYGAUUACGAACACGCCUUCAGUAAUCCGUACUUUAACUUCUGGAUCAUMGCAUUGAUUGUCUCCUCUUGUUAUACAUACGUUUGGGACGUUAAGAUGGAUUGGGGUCUAUUUGAUCCCAAUUCACCAUCAAAAGAAUAUCCAUUUCUACGCGAAGAGAUUGUCUAUUCGUCGGCCAACUACUACUACUUUGCUAUCAUCGAGGAUCUGAUCCUACGUUUUGCUUGGACUAUAUCGGUAUCCCUACAGGAAAUCGGUAUCAUUCCCAGCGAACUGUUGACAUCCAUACUGACACCACUGGAACUGUUCCGACGUUUUAUUUGGAACUUCUUUCGCCUGGAGAACGAACACCUUAACAAUUGCGGCGAAUUUCGGGCGGUUCGGGACAUAUCGAUAGCACCGAUAGAGAAUACCCGCGAUAUGAAUGGCGGUAAUAAACCGUUUACGGGAAAUAACGAUCGGAAAACUAGUUCAGGUACUCAACUCAAGUAUCGCCGACCGAAAUCGGUUAACCGAUUGCUUAGGCGUAGCGAUUCAACUACCGGUAAUUAUUCUGGUCAACAACAGUACCUAAAAGUCAGAACAAAUAAUAAUAAUAAUAAUAAUAAUCAAAGUAUGGCUUCAUUAAGUACCAAUUCAUCAAACAGUUUGUCCAACAAUAGGGGCGGCAAUAAUGCUAUGGAUGUAAAUCUAUUGAUUGACGACAACAACACCUGUGAACUAAACCAGUUAUGACUAGCAAUGGAUACGGCAAUUGAUAAGCUAUCAAAUGUCUCAUAAUAUAUAACAACAAUUUUAAUUAAUUGAUUAAUUAAUUAAUUAAUAGUUUAAUUGAUUGACGACA